This is a messenger RNA of Hevea brasiliensis (rubber tree), 1130 nucleotides long. RefSeq names its product protein LIGHT-DEPENDENT SHORT HYPOCOTYLS 10. The transcript has 2 exons. NCBI's taxonomy places the organism in Eukaryota, Viridiplantae, Streptophyta, Magnoliopsida, Malpighiales, Euphorbiaceae. Gene Ontology annotation, cellular component: nucleus. Gene Ontology annotation, biological process: mRNA transcription; response to light stimulus. The record is from RefSeq and is a predicted model, not a curated record. The coding region runs from base 149 to 685 and encodes 178 amino acids.
GAUGUGAUUUUCAUCUUUCUCCCCACUGCUCUACACUAUUCUUCUUUCCCAUAGUCUCUCUCUCUCUUGCUCUCUAAGCCCCAAUAUUUUUUCCCCAUAUCUUGCUAAAAAUAUCAAAGAAUUUCUUUGAGAGAGAAAAAAAUUGAUCAUGUCAGGUGACAGGCCUAAAGAUUCUGCCGAAGGAUCCUCGCGAUCCGGCGGAGAUCAUCAGCAGCAGCUUCCUCAACCGGCUCCGUUGAGCAGGUACGAGUCACAGAAAAGGCGAGAUUGGAACACUUUUGGGCAGUACUUGAAGAACCAGAGACCUCCAGUUUCACUGUCGCAGUGUAACUGCAACCAUGUUCUGGAAUUCCUAAGGUAUCUUGAUCAGUUUGGGAAGACUAAGGUUCAUCUACAUGGGUGUAUGUUUUUUGGACAACCAGACCCUCCUGCUCCUUGCACUUGCCCUCUAAGGCAAGCUUGGGGGAGUCUUGAUGCUCUAAUCGGAAGGCUGCGAGCUGCUUAUGAGGAGCAUGGAGGAUCAUCAGAGACAAAUCCUUUUGGAAAUGGGGCUAUUCGGGUUUAUUUGCGCGAAGUGAGGGAGUGUCAGGCUAAGGCAAGAGGGAUUCCAUACAAGAAGAAAAAGAAGAAGAAGAAUCAAAUCAAGCCAAGAGAAGAUGCAAAGUCCUCGAUGCAGCCAGCUUAAUCAACUCCUUCGGCUUCUGCAGACGAAUGGGGUUACAGAAUAGUUCAGUUUGGAUGAGCAGGUUAUAUAAAUGGGAAAUGAUUCAAGUUUGUGGUGUCGUCUUCUCUAUUCUCUAAGUGGGUAUUAGGUUCGUCCACAGCAGAUAUGAUAAUAUAUAUACAUAUAUAUAAAUGAAAGAGCAGUGUUAGCUACUUCUGAAAUAAUGUUGUGGUACGUGGUCUAAAAAUGGACUUGUAGAAGAUAGGAAUUUAAUUACCAAGCACUUUGUAAUGCCCUUAUAUCACUAGACAUGUUGUUAGAAUCCUAAAAAAGCUAGCAUGCAAUAUCUCUUCUUUGCCGCAGACACAGUAAUGUUUUCACAUAUACUGUGAAAAAUAGAUUAAUUAAGCCUUCAACUUUCAUGUUAUAAUUAGAUGAGUUGUAAUUAUUAGUUAUUACCCUUUAA